AUGCCACGAGACUGCACAAUCGACGAGUCAUCGCUCCCCUCCGUCUUCCAAGCCCAAUGGAAAUCCAACCCAGAUGCGACUGCGCUCCCCUUCCCGCGUGACAACCCACCUUUUGCCCUCACAGCAAUCGACUGGCAGCAGCUGUCCCUUACAGACGCACAGUACACGCCGCACUCAUGGACGAAUCUCCACGAACUAAUUUCGACGCACCAGCUCGAAGCGCUGAAGCGCUGGCCGAGCUCUCUAAAAGCCUAUCUAGCAUGGACUGCGCAUGCCAAAGCCAAAUACGGGAGUAUCAUGGCGUACCUGCUUAACCAGCGCUUAUUCUGGGAGCCGCUGGAAGACGACACGGGGGCGCUGCGGUUCCACGUGCAGAAGGCAGAGCCGUUUGCCGACGCGGCGGAUUUCAAGAUCCUGCGCAACGACUGGACGUAUGGGGUUGAAGACGGGAUUCGCCAUAUUGUCGUGUGGAUCAAGCAGCGGCUCCCCGUUGACGAGAAGGGCGCGCUGAGUGCCGAGGGGCGGCGCAUGGUGGAUGGGUUUGUGAAGAGGGAGUUUAGGGCCAAGGCUGGGGAGAUGCGGGAGGGGGACAAGGUCAUGUGGUUUAAGAAUACGACGGAUUUGCAGAGCGUGAGGAGCUUGGAGCAUGUGCAUGUGCUGGUGAGGGAUGUGGAUGAGGACGUCAUGACGGACCUGAUUCGUGACUCGGCUUUUGGCCACUGCGUUCGACUCGUGACGCGAAGAAAGUAUCUCCAGUAUCCCGAAGAAAAGGACCCCGAGGCCUGGAAAAAGUAUGUCAAUCCGGAAAAGUCAGGUUAUGCUGCGUUCCAUGGAUCGACGGAACCGCCCUCCAACGCUGGCGAUCUCGAGGAACUCAGGCAGGCGCAGGAUGGGCGUGGCCGCGAAGCAAGCGACUCGGAUUCUUCAAGGACACUGGGUGGUGUGAAUGGAGAUAGUGGUGUCCGCAUAGAUUCUGAAAAGGGACGCGACUACCAUGUUGUUGACUGGUAUGGACCAGAUGACCCCCAAAACCCACGGAACUGGUCUCGGGCCAAGAGGUACUUUGUCACCUUUGAGAUUUGCUUCCUUACUUUCUCCGUAUACAUUGGAUCCGCCAUCUACACUCCUGGUCUUAUGGACGUCAUGCGAGACUUUGGCGUUGCGCAGGUACCUGCACUCUUGGGAUUGACCCUCUACGUCGCAGGAUACGGUCUUGGUCCUCUGAUCUGGUCACCGAUGAGUGAGAUUCCGCAGAUUGGACGGUUGUGGGUAUACAUCGGAACCCUUCUCGUGUUUGUCCUAUUUCAAAUACCUACAGCGCUCGCCGUCAACUUUGGUAUGCUUUUGGCCUUUCGGUUCUUGACCGGAUUUUUCGGCUCGCCAGCUCUUGCUACAGGAGGAGCUUCCAUCGUCGACAUGUACCGACCGCAGAAACAAGUAUACGGCUUGUCAGUCUGGGGAAUAGGCGCAGUCUGCGGGCCCGUGCUAGGUCCAUUAGUCGGUGGAUUUGCCGUCAUGGCCGAGGGAUGGACAUGGACAAUCUGGGAGCUGAUGUGGCUGUCCGGCGUGUGCUGGGUAGUGCUCUUCUUCUUCCUACCUGAAACAAGCUCUGCCAACAUCUUGCACCGCCGAGCAAAGCGGUUGAGGAAGCUGACUGGCGAUGAUCGAUUUACUUGCGAGCCGGACCUUGCCGCGUCUCAUAUGACACCAAAGGAUAUUGUUCUCAUGACGCUGGUCAGGCCCAUCACGCUCAACUUCACCGAGCCCAUUGUCUUGCUGCUCAACCUGUACAUUGCCCUCAUCUACGGUCUGCUCUACAUCUGGUUCGAGUCGUUUGCCAUUGUCUUUGAGGGCAUCUACCAUUUCAACCUUGGCGGCUUGGGUUUGGCCUUUCUCGGAAUUCUCGUGGGCACGCUUCUUGCAGCCGGGGCGCUCUUGGCAUGGAACUACUAUUACCUGGAGAAGCAAUUCGAUGAGAAUGGCAACAUUGAGCCAGAGAAGCGGCUGAUUCCGGCCAUGGUGGGCUGCUUCUUCGUGCCCAUCUGCCUGUUCUGGUUUGGAUGGGCGCCGAGGCCGGAUGUGCACUACAUGGUGCCCAUUGUUGGGUCUGGCUGCUUUGGCAUAGCGGCCUUUAUGCUCUUCCAGGCCGUGUUGCCGUACCUGAGCGACGCGUACCCCGAGUAUGUGGCUAGUGUGCUGGCAGGCAACGAUCUGAUGAGAUCCGCGUUUGGUGCGGGGUUCCCUCUGUUCGCCGGUGCCAUGUACAAGAAGCUUGGCGUCGACUGGGCGAGCAGCCUGUUGGCGUUCUUGGGCGUUGCUUUUAUCCCCAUCCCGUUUGCGCUGUACAAAUGGGGCAAGCAAAUCAGGCACAAGAGCAAGAUGGCGAGAAAGGACAUUUGA
Molecule: messenger RNA, 2400 nt
Organism: Exserohilum turcica Et28A
Lineage: Eukaryota; Fungi; Ascomycota; Dothideomycetes; Pleosporales; Pleosporaceae
Exons: 5
Coding region: 1-2400 (799 amino acids)
Biological process (GO): xenobiotic detoxification by transmembrane export across the plasma membrane
Molecular function (GO): fluconazole transmembrane transporter activity
Source: RefSeq, a predicted model, not a curated record